Molecule: messenger RNA, 3240 nt
Organism: Naegleria fowleri
Lineage: Eukaryota; Heterolobosea; Eutetramitea; Acrasida; Naegleriidae
Exons: 8
Coding region: 1-3240 (1079 amino acids)
Biological process (GO): protein phosphorylation
Molecular function (GO): ATP binding; protein binding; protein kinase activity
Source: RefSeq, a predicted model, not a curated record
AUGAAAAUCAUUCUUUUAUUAUCACUUACCACAAGUUUAAUGUUCAUUCCGUUUGCGCAUAUCUUUGCACAAACCACACGUACUUUCACACCUCAUUAUCAAGUCACAACAGUUGUUGGCAAUGGAGACAGUGAUUUUGCAGGUGAUGGUUCAAACGCAUUACUUGCAAGUUUAAACUCUCCAAAAGACCUUUUUCUUCAAGAAAUUGCAACCAACACUCAAAUCUUGUUCAUUGCUGACACAAACAAUCAUGUCAUUCGAAAAGCAAUUGUCAAUGGAACAAUACAAACUGUUGCAGGUAUUGGAAGAUCGAAUGGCUAUUCUGGAGAUGGUUUAUUAGCAACAAGUGCAAAACUUUCUCAACCAGUGGGUGUUUUUGUGUUUCAAAAUGAUUUGUAUAUUUGUGACAGUGGCAACAAUAGGAUUAGAAAAGUGAGCUCAUUCUCAGGUUAUAUUUCAACCAUUGCAGGCACUGGUGUGAAAGCCUCUACUGGUGACGGAUUGAGAGCUCAAUAUGCAAGUCUUGCCAUACCUAAAGGUAUUUUCUUUAAUGAUGCAGGUGAUUUCAUCAUUUCAGAAUUUGACUCUGACAAAAUUAGAAAAAUACUUGGAACGACAGGUGUGAUUAGUACCAUUAAUAAGGAUGCUUUUAACAAACCACAAGGAUUAUUUAUUACUUCAACAAAUGAAAUUUAUGUAGCCGAUUCAGGAAAUCAUCGUAUUCGAAAAAUUCUACCAACAUCGGGAAGUGUUGUGAAUAUUGCUGGAACUUCUAAAAGCGGAUACUCUGGAGAUGGGCUUGUUGCAACAUUCUCAAGUUUAAAUACACCAAGAGGAGUGUUUGUAAGUUCCAUUGGUGAGGUAUAUAUUGCAGACACCAACAACAAUAGGAUAAGAAAAGUGACUAAUAAUGGAUUACUGAUCGAUAUUGUUGGAAAUGGAAAUCAAGGAAAAUCCAUGGAUGGUCCUGUCUCAUCUAAUUUUAUGAUUGCUCAACCUGAAGCUGUCAGUGUUGCAUCUAAUGGCGAUAUUUAUUUCACAGAUACAAAUAACCACAUGAUUAGAAAAAUCUCAUGUCAAGAUGGUUAUGUGGGAAGUCAAUGUGAAAUACCUAUUUGUUUCAAUGUUUUGGGAAAUGAUACCAUGAAUGUUUGCAAUGGACAAGGACAAUGUAAAUCCCCAAAUCAAUGCGAAUGCAAUGGAAAUUACACAGGAUUAACUUGCAAUGUUACUGUUUGUUAUGGAAUUGCUUCAAAUAACGAAUCGGUAUGCAGUCGCAAUGGACUUUGUGUGGCUCCAAAUCAGUGCAAGUGUAAUGAUUUUUACACUGGAUCUAAUUGUUCCAUUCCAAUUUGUUUUAAAAAGUCCAUCUAUGGAGGUUCAAUGCCUUGUAGUGGACAUGGCGUUUGUGUGGCUCCCAAUCAAUGUAAUUGUUCUCUCAAUUUUAUUGGUAGAGAAUGUGAAUAUCCCAUUUGUUAUGGUUUUCCAUCCAAUGACACUCUCAAUAGUUGUAGUGGGAAUGGUGUAUGCAUGGAUGUGAAUAAUUGUUCAUGUCUGGAAGGAAAAUUUUCAGGUUCCAAAUGUGACAUUCCCAUCUGUUUUGGACAAACGACGACAACAAGUGCUUGUUCUCAACAUGGUACUUGUAUCAAACCUGAUGUUUGUCAGUGUGACAAAUCUUACACUGGAUUGAAUUGUGAAAUACCGAUUUGUUUUGGAAUUCCACAAAAUAAUUCAAAGGCAUGUAGUGGAAAUGGAUUUUGCUCCAAAAAAGACACUUGUUCCUGUCAUGAAGGUUAUAAGGGUGAACAAUGUCAUAUUGCAAUCUGUAAUGGAUAUGGAGCAGAUGACACCAAACGAGUCUGUAAUGGAUUAGGAGUUUGUGUAGCUCCUAAUUUGUGUGAAUGUGUCACUGGCUUUGCAGGUAAUAAUUGUGAAACAUCGAUUCAACUGGCCAUAAUUUUAGCGUCAGUGCUUGGACCUUCAUUACUUGUCAUUGCUUGUUUAUUGAUUAUUGUCCUUUUCAUAUCAGCAACCAUGGCUAGAAGAUUAUUAAAAAAGAGAAGAGCAGAAAGGGAAUAUGCGAAAAAGUUGUUGGAGAGUGAAAUGGCUCUUACAGACUCAUUGAUUGACUUUGAAAAUUAUAGACCAUCAGAAUCGUAUAUUAUUCCCAUUGAGGAUGUAAAACUCAUUGCUCAACUUGGUGAAGGCUCUUAUGCAAAAGUUUUUCGAGGAAUUUGGAACAAGACUCCAGUGGCAGUAAAAGUGAUCACUCUUGACAUGUUAGAAACCGACGAAGAAGAUUUUAAAAAAGAAGUACGAGUGAUGAAUUCACUCUCUCAUCCUAACAUUGUUGCGUUUUAUGGAUUGAGUAUGUGUGAAAGAGAACGAAGAUUAAUCGUUGAGCUUGUCGAUGGAGGUAAUUUACAAAAUUUUAUUUACAAUUUGAGAAAUGGCAAUGUGAAGGCAACUUUUGGAAGAAAAAUUAAGAUUUUACUGGAUGUUGCAAACGGUCUAACGUACUUGCAUCAAAGAAAUCCUUCUGUGGUACAUCGAGAUUUAAAACCUGCAAAUAUUUUGGUGACAAGCUCUAAUGGCUCUUGCAAAAUAUGUGACUUUGGACUUUCAAAAUUUGGCCAAUUAAGUUUAGGAACUGUGAGAAUAGGAACAUUCUUUUAUAUGGCAGAAAUUAUUGCACCAAAAUCCACAUCGAUGAAUAUGAAAAUUCCUCAAACCAAUCAUCGUCACUCAACUCCAAGCGAGUCAGUUUUCACAGAAAACGAAGGAUUCCAACUCGAUCAAAUGAUUGACGAAGCUGCCAUGUUCGAAGAUGAAGCAAUCUAUGGUCCACCAGUCGAUAUUUAUUCACUAGGAAUUAUAUUUUGGGAAUUGUUUUUUGAAGAGAAUCCAUACGAGUUUAAAAACAAAGACAAACUUUGUCUUUACAAUAAUCCAGAAUUUGCCAAACUUCAUUCAUGUCCUACCCACAAAAUUAUUAAUAUGAUUUCAUGUGGCCUGAGACCUAUUAUCCCAUUCAAGUCAGAACGUGAAUGUUGUGAAUGGUUACAAUUGUAUUACGGAGAAGAUUUGAACUGUAAGGUACUAUUUCCAUUUGUGAUUCGAUAUUUACAAUUAAUGAAAAUGUGUUGGAAACAAAAUCCUGAUGAAAGACCUUCCGCCUCGCAAGUGGCCAAAACUCUCAAUCAAAUUUUAGAAGAUUAUGAGAACUGUUGUAAAUAA